AUGCAAAAGUUAAAGGCGCAGAAUUUUCAUAACCUUUCCGAGGGUAUAAUAAGAACUCUUGCGCAAAAUCGUAUAGUUACACUUUUGGAUUUCCUACAAGAAGAUGUAUCUAAGUUAACAUUAUUAACAAAAUUAAGCUUGCAAGAUGUAUUAACAAUUCGAAAUGAAAUAUUUACAAGAUAUUCAGCCCCUUUAAUAAAUGGGACUGCUUUACUUACAAAAGUUUAUCAAAGUAGAUAUCGAAUAAGUUCUGGAAUUGACAGUUUGGAUUCAAUAACAAAUGGCGGUUUUCCAGUGAGACAUAUAACUGAAAUUUGUGGUUUAGCAGACUCUGGUAAGACUCAAAUGUGUUUCCAGUUGGCUGUGAAUGUUGCUAAAGAUGAUAAUGGCACUGUCCUGUAUGUUAAUACUAAAGGUGAUUUCUGUGCAGUCAGAGUGCAAAAAAUGUUGGAUGCUCAAGGAUAUUCACAUAAGGAUAUGGCGUCAAUAAUGUAUAGAAUCAGAGUUGUGCACAUAUGGGCUAUGGACGACUUGGUGGAGCUAUUCAAAGGGAUCAAAAACAAGAGCCUUGAAAUAAAAAACUUGGCUCUGGUUAUUGUUGAUUCUUUACCGUGUUUGAUGUUCCAACAUCUUGGAGAUGAUAAUAAAAUGGGUUUGUCUCUUUUGAAUAUUUUGGUUAAUUACAGUAGAUUUAUAGCAAAUGAAUUCAAUGUGGCUAUAAUAUACAUAAACAUACAAACCAGAUGGAUAGAUAAUGACAUAUCAGAUUUGGAAGAUGAUGCUGAAUCAAUGUCUGCUAUCAAGGAACCUGCCUACAUUGAGAAAAAGAAUCGCUGUUUAGGAAAAUAUUGGGAAAGUGUACCGGUAUUAGUAAUCCAGUUAGAAAAGUUAGACUUUAGCUCUAAGGAAAAUGAAACUUGUACUCAGCUAAAAGCUUCAGUUAUAACUUCUAAUAUUACCCAAAGUAACAACAGUCAAUGUAUUUUAAACUUAAGUAUAAUGGGUGUAACUUAA
Molecule: messenger RNA, 1014 nt
Organism: Spodoptera littoralis (African cotton leafworm)
Lineage: Eukaryota; Metazoa; Arthropoda; Insecta; Lepidoptera; Noctuidae
Source: the annotation of a GenBank genome assembly